UUUUUACCGAAGUGCAUUGCUUUAGUCAUCUCUGGAAGGUUCUCUAGUAACUGGGAAAGCAAAUUGUUUUUUUUGUGGACUAUUUAGCUUGUGUGUUUACUACGAAAAAGAAAUGUUUUUUUUUCUUGAUUCUAAGAAAUUGUUUCAACAUAAACAUCCCAUGUGUGUAAAAAUAACCUUUUCUCGAUCUUCAAUUGAACAGUAGUAGAAGUUCAUGCCUGUGUUUCAGUUCUUGAAAUGUUAUCGACGGGUAUAAAUGUUGUGGACAAUUGAUCUAUUCGUACCUUCGGCAAAAGACAAUUUACGAUUUUUGUGUUGCCAUUACAUCUGAAAACUAUUCAUAAAACCGCGACCACAAAGUUCAUCAACCAUAAUACAUUCUUAUCACUCAUAAGUGUGAAUUAUGUUUCAACUAGUUACACAUUCACAACUGGAACGCCAUCAGAGAUAAAAUUGACGAAUAAUGAUUUUAACUUUCAACUAAAGACUAGACCGGAUAGUUGAGUGAUUCAGUUGUUGAUGAAAAAUCCGGCGAACGUGAUCAUGUUGAGUAGAAAGGUUUUCCUCUUCAUUUGGUUAAACAUUGCAAUUAAUUUCACCGUCGGCUCAAAAUUCGAACGAAAACUUUUACAAAGCAUCGAUAACGGUGGUGACAUACGAGUGCAUUUCGGCUAUGGCAAUAAAAGACUGAUGAAACCAAAUAGGGCUAUGGGUCCCAAUUCACUGGCUGAUACGAGCGACAAGUCAAAAGUGGAUAUAUUGAGUGGCAUUUUUCGUAAUAGUGUACAGCAGAUACGAUCUAAGACGAAAAAAAUUGACGUAGUGUUUUUGAUCGAUUCAAGCUCAAGUGUUGGAAAAACCAAUUUUAUGAGUGAGAUAAAGUUUGUAAAGAAAAUGUUGGGCGAUUUUACGGUAAGCAUAAAUCAUACCAGAGUGGCCAUUGUGACAUUCAGCUCGCAAGGGAAAGUGGUUCGUCACAUCGAUUAUAUCACCACAUCGAAAGAAGAAAAUGAUAAAUGUAAGCUGUUGAAUUACGAAAUACCAAAAAUUAGUUUUCAUGGAGGUGGUACUUAUACAUUCGGAGCACUGAAAGAGGCUAGGGAUAUCCUAUCUAAAGCACGGAAGCAUAGCCGCAAAUUAGUCUGUUUGAUAACAGACGGGUUUUCGAAUGGAAAAAAUCCGGUGCCAAUUGCACAGAAGCUUAAGAAUGACAAUAUUACGAUCAUAACUUUUGGUAUACAAAGCGGAAAUUCGGCUGAGCUGUACAACAUAUCCAGUUCACCCGGGGCAUCGAAUAGCUUCUUGUUGGACAGUUUUACGCAAUUCGAAAGCUUAGCACGAAAAGCCUUGCACAGUGAUUACAAGGUGGGCCAUAAUAUAAAAAUGAAAGAUUCGUCAUUUUGUGAUAUUUUGUGCGAUAAACCAUUAGCGAGCGAUGGCAAUAAUUCUUGCUGUGAUGCGAAUUCAACCUGCACCUGCGGAACAACAAGCGGACAUUACAAAUGUAUGUGCAAUACCGGAUAUUAUGGAUCGGGACUCAUAGGAGAGUGUCACUUGUGUCCAAAUGGUACCUACUGGCACAAUUUCAAUUUCUGUAAACCGUGUCCCGAUGUCAAUCAUAUUACCGUGAAUCUGCCGGCUGUUAAUGCUUCAUAUUGUGUCUGCAAAUCGGGCUUUAUUGCGCAAGAGGACAAUCGAUGUGAAGUGAUUAAAUGUCCGAAGCUUGAGCCGCCAGAAAACGGUUACUUUGUGAAACAUCCGACUACCUGUGGCCAUGUAUUGAAUGCGGCAUGUGGUGCUCGUUGCAAGUCAGGAUACCAAUUUUCUGGCAGCAGCAUCCGUUUGUGUCAGGAAAAUGGUACAUGGUCUGGAGUGGAAGCAAACUGUUUCCUCAAAACUUGCCCUCAAUUACAAAUACCCUACUACGGCAUGACGACAUGCAAAAAUUCCGAUCUGAACAUUUUCUAUGACUACACACCGCGCAACAAAACGUUUAUGGAAAUGUAUGACAGCGACGAGCAUAGGAAAACCGAACCGUUACCCAUCGACACAGACUGCAAUUUCAAAUGUGGUCCAGGUUUUUAUCUGGUAGGGUCGGCGAUCCGAAAUUGCUUACCUCUAUCGAAGUGGGAUGGGUUGCAGACGACGUGCAAGCAAAUACUCUGUCCAGCAUUGCCGAAAAUAGCGUUCGGAGAAUAUGAACCGACAGAUUGUAGUGAACAGAAAAUAGCGCAUGGUUUCAACUGUACAAUAAUCUGUCCAUUCGGUUUUGAGGUCAAAGGUGGACCAGCUGUAAAAACGUGUGGUGGCAAACGAACUGGUGUUUGGUCAAACAAGAACAAAAGUCCCAAGUGCAUAGAUGUUUCUCCGCCAACUAUUGAGUGUCCAGAAAAUUUUACCGUUUUCAUGGAAUCCGAUAGAAGUUAUUCUGUUGUGAAAGAGUUUCCUCAGCCGAAUGUCACAGAUAAUUCCGAGUUGAAUGUAACAUUUUGGAUCAAACCGGCUAUCAAGGCCGAAGGUGUGAAGUUAACACUCGGGAAUCAUAUAUUCUCGUAUAUUGCAAUUGAUUCAUUCAAGAACAAAGCUAGAUGCAAUUUUACCGUGAGCGUCAUUGACCAUACGCCGCCCGUUAUGGACAAUUGUUUCGAUCCACCGGAAUUUCUCGUUCCCACUUGCAAUUCGAAUGGCACAAAUUUGGAGCAAUGUUUCAUCGAGUGGGAGGAUCCAAUCAUCUACGACAAUUCAAAUACCGAAUUGAUGGUGUUGCGAAAUUUGGAUCCGGGUUUCUUGGACAUCGGCCAACAUCGAGUCGUGUAUAAUGUAACCGACAAUUCGGGCAAUUCCGGCAGUUGUAUCAUGAAUAUAACCGUUAAGCGAUUAGAGUGCAACGUUCUGGCAUCGCCCAGCCAUGGGCAAUCGAUUUGUGCGAAAAAUCAUACACACACUUGGUGUGAAGUAGCGUGCGAUUUUGGAUAUGCUAUUUACGAUGAGCUUGAAGAUAGUCAUUUAGAGAAUUUCAAAUUAAUUUGUGAAAAUAACUUUGCUAAAUGGAAGUAUGACAUCAUUCCAGAUUGUACCGAGCUGCAGUUACCGAAUUAUGUGGAGCAAAUUUUUUCAAUUGCACUCGAUUCGGAGCAGCCACUUUGCGACGAUAAUUCCACAAAAGAUCGGAUCGAAGACGAUGUACUGGAACAAGUGAAAGCACAGAUGUGUGCCGGACAAACGGAUUGUGAGGUCAUGUCCAAUAUUCCAGAAUGUUUUGAUGAAAUGCCAGUCAUCGACAGUAAUGGCUCCAACUCCAACGCUACGUUUUACAGCAUCGUUAAGCGUGAUGUGAGCGAACGUACGAAACGAACCGGAAAACUGCGCCAAAAAUCUAAUCUCAAAAUUCGAGUGCUGACAAAGGUUGGCAAGAAAUUAGGACUGUGGAAUCAGAAUACGACGCGUUCGGAAAAUAUCAAGAAAAUUAAAACGGAACUGAAAAACCUCGGAGAGAAUAAGGAACUUCUGCAGAAGCUGGAAGAUCUGAAAAUUAAUAUUCGGCUGCUGAAGCUGGAAGAGUCGGUUAAUUGCCAAAAUGGAAGCGUAGCAAAGAAGCAUCUCUGUGUACAAUGUCCGAAAGGAUCGUUUCACAAUGUAACAUCACAAAUCUGUCAACAAUGUCCAUUAAAUAUGUUCUCCGGCCUGCACGGUCAAACACUGUGCACAUCUUGCCCGAUGUAUCACUCUACACGAAAGCUGGGAAGUCAAUCAGCUUCCGAUUGUAAACAACAAUGCCCGCCCGGUACCGUAGCGCGACUGAAGACACCGAGAAAUAAUCGCUCGAAUCAGAAAUUUAGCCGAACCCUGAUGCCAUUCUGUCGCAAGUGUAGUCCCGGCGAGUACCAAUCUAAGUACGAUCAAAUCGCUUGUGAACAAUGUCCACCGAAUACUAUAUCGCCGAGAGGAUCUACAUCAGCGGACAAUUGCCAUGCGAAACAUUAUCAACCGUGCUCGCAGAUCAAUGUUUGCGGUUUGCAUGGUACUUGCAAACAGGAAAUUUCAAAUCCAUUCCUCUACAGCUGCUCGUGUGAAGAUGGAUUCGUCGGUUCGCAUUGUGAACAUCAGUUGGACUUAUGCCUGUCGGCACCAUGCCACAAUGGCGGUACGUGUUACAAUUUCCAAAACACAAGUUCUUCGAUUGUUUGCACGUGUCCAGUUGGAUUCAGUGGCGCAUUUUGUGAAAAUAGUAUAAAUCAAUGCAAUGAUAGUAUUUGCCUGAAUGGCGGGUGGUGCAUUGAGACCAGCGAAAGCCCGUUCUGUGAAUGCUUGUCAGGCUUCGUUGGUGAACGCUGCGAAAUUGAAGUUAACUUUUGUUCAGAUCUGCCAUGUGAAAGUGGCACUUGUAUUAGCACCACGGAGGGAUAUUAUUGCCAAUGUCCGCCUGGAAUAAUUGGACGUCGCUGUACGCUAAGACCCUGCGACUACGUUCCGUGCCAUGAAAAUGCAAUUUGCGUGGAUUUGAUGGAAUUUCCCGCAUCACGUAGCAGUUUUGUGUGCCGGUGUCCGAAAGGACUUCGUGGCUACGACUGUUCGCAAAUUGAUAAUCCAUGCGAAAGAAUGCCAUGUCUUAAUAAUGCCAGAUGUGUUCCGCUGGCAUUGCGAGACAAGAAAACGAUUGAUACAAGCAAUGCCGAUGAAAGCAUUUAUGAAAAGUAUCGAUGCGAAUGUCCACCGUAUUUCUAUGGUGAAAAAUGUGAGAUUUUGACGACACCCGAUUUUGUGAUGGAAUUUCGGAAAUCAGGAAUAAACGAUUAUGUCCAAGUCGCUGGGAUGACAGAGCGAUUGUCUGAGAUCUCAAUCUGCACGUGGAUGCAAACCGAUGACAAUUUCAACUAUGGCACCGUAAUAUCGUAUGCAACUGAAAGUGUGGACAAUAUGUUUACAUUAACAGAUUACAACGGUUUGGUGUUGUAUGUGAACGGAAGUAAUAUUGUAACCGACGUGAACAUCAACGACGGCUUAUGGCAUUUCAUAUGCGUUGCUUGGACUCGCGAAAAUGGAUUUUACGAAAUCCAUGUAGAUGGAUCCCUACAUCAUACCGGAUACAAUUUAAGCGAAAAUAGUUUCAUUGAGGCGAAUGGAGUUUUUGUUAUUGGUCAAGAGCAGGACAGUAUCGGUACCAGUUUCAGCGAAUCCGAAUCAUAUGUUGGAAAAAUAGCGUACUUAGACAUUUGGAAUCGUUUCCUUUCAUCGUCUGAAGUAUUAGAAUAUUAUUCUUCGUGUGAACCGUAUCAUGGCAAUCUGUAUGCAUGGUCCGAUUUUAAAAACCACAUCAAAGGAGACAUUAAGAUCGCACCAUCACCAUUUUGUAAGCCAUGCACAAACAACAUUCACAUCUCGAACGGUUUUAUUCGCAAUGUCGGAAACAGGGCAUUUCAUUACUGCCACGACGGCUACAAACUUGAAGGACCAAUAGUUCGCGAUUGUCUUCGAACGUCCAAAUGGUCGCUGCCCAUACCGUAUUGUCGAAGUAUACGGUGUGGCUAUCUGCCAACACUAAAUAACGGAGUUGAAACAAUUGAAAAAACAACAUUCGGCGAAGAAGUUACGUACACUUGUAACGAUGGCUAUCGCUUGGCGUCUGGAUCUCAGAAACGAGUUUGCAUGAUCAAUGGCACCUGGUCUGGUACUCAUCCCGAAUGCAUAAGCAACAUCCAAUGUUAUCGUUUAGAGCCGCCAGAAAAUGCUAAAAUAACUUACGCCAAUGAACGAGGAAUGAUAAGCAACACGUUGGAGAAGUAUUCAAUGGGUACAUUUGCUGAGAUUCAAUGUGACAAUGAUUUGGUCGUUGAGGGCGAGAACUUCUUAAGCUGUUCGGAAAACACUCAAUGGGACUAUCCCUUACCCAAAUGCGUGAUCAAAGCUACAACGGAAGACGCGCCCGUCGAAUUGAGUACCCUAAAUACAAAUUAUGGUAUGACUGAGGACGCGGAUGACAUUUCUAUAGAGGAGGAAGAUGACGAUUUGAUUGUUGCAACGCCGAAGGCACCGACUAUGGCCUUCUGGCAAUCACUGAAAAAAUUUCUUUACCAAGGAUGUUCGCAGCGAAACACUUCGUCGGAAUUGUGUUGGAAAAUAUCCAAAUCCGUUGAAUUUAGCGACCUGACAACAUUUCAACCGCCAGAGACUAAUGAUCACAAUAUGGACACAAUUUUGGUUGGCGGACUGUACCGAUGUGUGAACCAUUUGAACAAAUAUUCAUUUGCCCAAAAAUUAACAUUCGAAAAUAUGUUCGAUUGCAUUACGAACGCGGAGAGUCCAUCUGCUAUGUCCGAAGAUGUAAAAGAUUUGCUGAGGUUGAUUGUCUGUUUCUACAUCGAUACUAUUUCAUUGGUGACUGUGCCAACGGAUGACGCCAUCAAACCGGAUGAAAGCAUAACCGAUCAAAUUAAGAGACAUCUGAUACGCAUAGUCACAACUGUCUUUCAAAAUUAUGUGCGAGAUGCUUCGUACGACACUGGAGGUUAUGACGAUUCCACGAGAGCAGCCGAAAUGAAAUACGAAUCGGAGUGUAACCUGAUGCUGAUACCGACAACGCUAAACACGACAAUAAAAAAUGUGACCAAUCACAAAGCACCGUUGCUUACCGUUGACAUCGAGUCACGAAUGGUGCCCGUUUUCGUUCCCGAAAUGACGAAAGUUCAUUUCGAAUGUGCAAGAGGAUAUCAGAUAAUCGGCAAAGACUACACCGAAUGUCUGUUUGGUGAAUGGACCGAGAUCGGUUUCGAUUGUGAACAAAUUUUCUGUGACUAUCCCCCGCAACCAAUGAACAUGGAUAUGGAUCAUGUGAACGAUACACAAUACGCGAUCGGCUACAAAAUUCAAUUGAAAUGUAAAGAUGGUUACAUGCUGUACGGUAAUGCACUGAUAUUUUGUACAUCCGACGGAGAGUGGACUAAGGUGAUGGCUAGGUGUUCAAAAAUUUCCUGCAGCAAGCCAACGUUACCCAGUGAUUCGACGAUUGUCAGUAGCUACCAAGACAAAUAUCAAGAUAAAAUAAAAGUUAAGUGUCCGAAUGAUAGUAUUGUUGAAAUUGAAUGUCAAAGUAACGGACUUUGGAUACCGAAUCUGAGCACGUUAUGUUCAAAUGAAACCUAAGAUGUUUUUCUGAAAUUUUUUUAUUUAAAAUGAUGGUUGGAAUAUAUACGAAUAUUUUAGAAAAU
Molecule: messenger RNA, 7205 nt
Organism: Bradysia coprophila
Lineage: Eukaryota; Metazoa; Arthropoda; Insecta; Diptera; Sciaridae
Product: sushi, von Willebrand factor type A, EGF and pentraxin domain-containing protein 1-like
Molecular function (GO): calcium ion binding
Source: RefSeq, a predicted model, not a curated record